Messenger RNA from Colletotrichum acutatum, 1160 nucleotides. RefSeq lists its product as uncharacterized. The record is from RefSeq and is a predicted model, not a curated record. Bases 1 to 1077 code for a protein of 358 amino acids. Lineage: Eukaryota; Fungi; Ascomycota; Sordariomycetes; Glomerellales; Glomerellaceae. The transcript has 7 exons.
AUGUCUGGAAAAGUGCCGCUCAACCGAAAUUCCGAAGACAAGGGCCCCAUGGCUCUUGACGUUGUCAUCUCUAUGUCGGUCCUCAGCGCCCUCUUCACCGCUGGGAGACUUUUUGUCAGAGGAAAAAUAUUGAAGCAUUUUCAUCUUGACGACUAUUUGAUUGUCGCAUCUGUAGUUUGCGGAUGGACGAAUGUUGGAACGGCUAUCGCGGUGGUGGCGCACGGAAAUGGCCGGCACUUUGACGUGCUAACACUCGAGCAGAAGUCCGGAGCGAUACUCUGGACCAUUGCCGGCUUCCCUCCUGGGGUCAUGUCUUUUGGACUCCCGAAGCUUGCUGUCGUCGCGCUCCUCACACGAAUCAUGAAACCUAGCAGAUGGCAUGCGCUUUUCCUGUGGUUCAUCGCCACAUUUUGUCUCAUCAACUUGAUUGGAUGCGACUUUUCGGUCACAGACAAGACGUGCUGGUAUAAGUGGAUUCUGGUUUACUUUGCCAUCUACUCUGGAGGUUUCUGCGCGCUUGUGGAUCUUUACUUGGCCAUCUAUCCAGCCGUCGUCCUUGCGAAGCUGCAGAUGAGUAUAAGAAAGAAGGUAGCUCUGAGCAUCGCUCUUGGAAUUGGGUCAAUCUCAUCGAUCGUUGCCAUAUACAAAUGCUCCCGACUUCCAAGUCUCGCAAGCAUGGAUUUCUCAUACGACACUUCGGACCUAGUAACUUGGACCAUAGUCGAGGGCAGCACGAUGAUCAUUGCCGCAUGCAUUCCCGUACUGCAACCUCUCGGCGAGCUCAUCUUUGGCAAGCGCAUCUUCAGUUCUGGGGGAGGCAGGUAUACGUAUGAGAACUAUGGUUCGGGUCCGAGUGGCCAAUAUCGAUCCGAUAUCGAAAUGUCUCGAUCCAAGGAAGCGACGAAGAGAGUAGCCAGAAGGCAACACAGCGCUAAUGCGAUCAGCUUUGACGAUACGGUAUCAACAACGAUGGUCACAAGGGGAAGUCAAGAGAGCAUUCUUCAAGGGAGAAACGUGGGCAGAGAUAUUGUAAGAACAGAUGUAAUCAGCGUUAGCAUUGAGUCGAGCAAGUCUUGAUGUAAGUUCGAUUCCUCCAACUACCUUAAGCGACGCAGUCAACCUCCGACUCUUGCUGAGUGAACAAGUCACGUAUUUACCGC